CCGAUGCUUUGAGAUUUUGAUAAACUUGUUGUCUUGUGUGACGUUUGUUAAAACUUGAGGUUUUGUGUAAUGAGAAGUGUGGCGGUAGUUUGCUUAUAAUUUACAAGUUACUGUUGGUAUCUGUAAAAGAAAAUGCGUAAAAGGAAAUCGCUCAAAAAAGGCGAUGACGACUCAGGUUCUGAAGGUGGCGGUGAACCAGAAGAAUUUCAAGACUCAGGAGAAGAUUGGACGCCGGACGCUGACUCGAAUGAACCAUCAGUUCGAGGACGGAAACGGACUACAAAAGCUACACUGAACAAUUCCAAGAAGAAACGUAAAAAUUCAACAUCUGAUGAAAGUGAAGGUGAAGGAGAAGAAGAUGAAGAAGGUGAUGACGAUGAAGCAGAGCUUGAUGAAGAAGAAGGUUCUGAUGAUGAGAAAAAUGGGUCUGAUGGAAAUAAAUCGGAUUCCAGUCAGUCUAAAGACAUACCAAAGCACUUCCAUAGUGGGAAUUUUGUUCUACUAAAAUCUGAUGUAAAAUGGGAUGGUGACAAGAUUACAACAAAAUUAGAUGAGCUUAACUUGUGGAAAAUUGAUGGAAAAGCAUUGCUUCAAAAGUUUAUUCCCAUGGAAUCUAAUGGGAAGAUCCUACAUAAGUGUACAUGUGUAUAUUCAGGAUGGAAUGUUGACAAUCGUGAUAAUUACUAUCCCAUAACGGAAAUACUAGACCGCAAUCCUCCAACUGACUCAAAAGAGAUAUGUGUAGCAUUAGAUCUAAAUGAUCUUAUUCAAGUUAAAGACAAGUGAAUUAAAUAAUAUUUGAACUAGUUAAGUCUAAAUGUAUCAAGAUAAAUUUGUUUGGCAUUUCAUUCCAGAUUACAGUGUAAUUCAUUUUUUUUUAAUGGGAAAUAAAUAAUAUUAAAUUAA
Molecule: messenger RNA, 906 nt
Organism: Leptidea sinapis
Lineage: Eukaryota; Metazoa; Arthropoda; Insecta; Lepidoptera; Pieridae
Product: clumping factor B-like
Exons: 4
Coding region: 133-786 (217 amino acids)
Source: RefSeq, a predicted model, not a curated record